Messenger RNA from Letharia lupina, 2967 nucleotides. RefSeq lists its product as uncharacterized. The record is from RefSeq and is a predicted model, not a curated record. The coding region runs from base 1 to 2967 and encodes 988 amino acids. Lineage: Eukaryota; Fungi; Ascomycota; Lecanoromycetes; Lecanorales; Parmeliaceae. Gene Ontology annotation, molecular function: protein binding. The transcript has 3 exons.
AUGCAGAGCAAUGAAGAUGUUGUUGUCGACAUCAUUUUUGUUGAGAAUCCGAUAGAGCAGAAUCUCCAAGAUUGGGAAGAAUCUUUUGGCCAUUCAGAAUGGUUCAAGGAGGCUUUCCCAAGACAUUCCAUAAAGACGCGAUCUCUAUACUACAGAUAUCAUGAUCAAAGCUCUCGGGACUCUCCAGUCGAAGUUGUAAACCAUGCAGCGCAUGGUUUGUUGUCCGAGUGGGCAAAGCUCGAAACACAUUCGCUGGUCAAGCCGUUGAUAGAUUCAUCUGAGAACGCUAUAGACGAAGGCGAUGAAGCAGCGAGAAGUCAAGACGAUCAUCGCAGGUUCCUCCAGACCGAACAGUCACUUCUGCAGAUGUGGUUAAGGCAACGAUUCGCGACCAGCUGCGAGUGGUUGGUCAAUCUUCAAGCAUACCGAAAAUGGGCGAAUGAAGCCGAGAACCCUCUGCUGUGGCUCAAAGGUCGGCCUGGGGCAGGCAAAUCCAUGCUUUGCUCGGCAAUAAUUGAAAACCUACAGCAACGACAGGAGCAGAGAUGCGCAUUGGCUUUCUGCUUCUUUGACUCACGCCAAGGCCAAGUCAGCUCGGCGCGAUACAUAUUGAAGGCAUUCGCUUAUCAACUAAGAGGAUGUAUGCGAUCCAUCGUGCUAGAACGCCUGCUGCAAUCGGUCAUCAGAGAAAGCGAGAAGCUUACGGAUCCAAUGUCGCUGGAACAAUUUCAGCGCAAACUUAGGGGACUUAUAGUAAGUGUAAACACUCAUGUACAAGUGUUCUUGAUACUUGACGGUCUCGACGAUGAUGAAUCAAUCAAAAAAGUCCUCAUGCACGAGAUCCUCCGAGCCAACAGGUCAAGGGAGAAAUCACACAUUCUCAGAUGUCUUAUAUCAAGUCGGUCUAGGUGCGAGGCUAGGAUCAGCCCUGAGGAUAUUAUCCAGAUUGACUUGAGCGCUGAGCCAGGACUUCAGCAGGACAUGUUGAACUUUGCCAGAAUUCGAUUGGCCAAUAUCUUCGGGACUUCCACGAAAAAAACCGUGCAUACCUUGGCUCUCGCGAAGCAGCUGUGCUCGCGCGCCAACGGAACUUUUUUGUGGCUGGCAUUGGCCAUUGAGCAAAUCCAACGGACGGAAUCUCACCUAAAUUUGCCACAAUUGGUCAACUCAUUACCAGCUAGCAUUGAUGCAUUCUACCAAAGGGCGCUGCAACAAAUCCCAUUGCAGGAUGUUGAGACGGCCCAGAAAAUUUUCUCCUGGCUAACAGUUGCUAGUCGGCCUCUGUACCUUCCGGAACUUCUAGAGGCUUUGGCGAUCAAAGCUGGACAAUCUCAACUUCCUGAGCAGCCGCCAUCAACUGGCGACGAGCUAAGCCUACCCAAUUCACAAGCUGAAAUCUACCGCAUUUGCGGAUGGCUUGUGACCAUUACCGAGGAACGCAUUGUUAGACUGAGACACCCAACUUUGCGAGACUACCUUCUUUUUGCAGAUGAGUCGCCGAACCAUCCUCGUCAUCUGGUACUCGCAGCCCACGAACGUCUUGCGCGGGCUUGUUUGGUACUGCUGAGCUCACUCUUAAGGGCGGAAUCAUCUCCCGCUUUGACCAACAUAAAAACCGCACAGCAGCUGUGUGGAGGGAUGACCUCGACCUUGACUAGAUAUGCAGCUGCCAAUUGGUCUGUCCAUUAUCGUCUGUCCGAGACUUACAGCAGGGUUCUUGCCGGCACACUGCAGCGCUGUCUAAUUAUCAGGCUUGACUACGAUUGCCAGUCUUUCUCAAUACCCAACAGUGGACGUUCCAUCCAGAUUGCUCAUACUACCCUUCGAAUUUCCGCUUCGUAUGGUCUGAUGUCUCUAACUCAACUGUGCCUGGAGAUGGGUAUGGACCCAAAGGGUGGGUCUUGCGUUCUUUGUGAAACGCCGCUCGCUAUUGCAGUAGGAGGUGGACACUCGGAGGCUGCAAACAUCAUUUUGCGAGGGGUCGCGCAUUCUGCAUCUAGAGCGAGCUAUAAUUCAGUAGAAAUGAUUCACCUCGCUGUAGCUCGGGGACUUACAGACGCGGUCCAAUCACUUCUGGAGUGCGGCUCUAAGGUAGACGUCGUUGAAAUCGACUCGGGGAAAACUUUGCUACAUGUUGCUGCGGAGUCUGGCAGAUUGGAUCUGGUGAAAUUGUUGAUGAGCUACAACUCGAACGUGAAUUCAAUCAUACCAAAAACCCAUGAGACACCUCUACAUAUAGCAGCAGUUCAUGGAUAUAUACAUGUUGUCAAGUACCUGGUUGAUGGCCGCGAUCCUUCCAUGAGGGAGUUGGAGCUAUAUGACUCGAUCGUGCAACAACCAUACUAUCAGUCUUGGACAAAAGACUUAGCAACGAACGAGGGGAAAACAGAUAGCAUGCUUUGGGAUAUCGACACGAGGGACUCAGUAAAGGCGCACAUAGGACACUUAUGGUCUUGCUCGACCAGAUACUCGGACAUCAAUCUGCGUACUUCUGAGGGAAUCACAGCACUUGAUCUUGCAGCCUCUAACGGCUACAGUGAUAUUGUUCGAUUUCUUCUUGAAAGAGGAGCAGACUUUAAGAGCGAGGGGAGUACUCGAUGUAUUGCACUGCAAGCAGCACUAGAGAAUGGACAUCUCGAAACUGUCAAGCUUCUACUUGCGGCAGGGGCCAACAUGCAUGAACAAACCGAUGGACUGGCACCGACACUGCAACACGUAUAUAAGAAAGGUCAUGAUGACGUUGCAGACUUUGUGGCAUGGUACUGUUUCAUCGCAGAGAUCUCCGCAAAACAAUUCCCCUGGCCAGUGCUGUGUCUUCCAACUAAGACGACCAAUACAGUCGUGCGCGAUGCUAUACAAAAGGCGAAGCUUCACACGAAAUUCUCAAAGCUUGGAACGCAUACUCAAUUCGCGCAACGCUUGAGCAAGCUAGCGGAGAGGCCGAAAGGCCCAUUCGGUGCGAGGUGA